Molecule: messenger RNA, 510 nt
Organism: Daldinia decipiens
Lineage: Eukaryota; Fungi; Ascomycota; Sordariomycetes; Xylariales; Hypoxylaceae
Exons: 4
Coding region: 260-475 (71 amino acids)
Source: RefSeq, a predicted model, not a curated record
AGACAAUUGCGAUGUAUGCGUGGAUUAAACUUAUGCGUGAAGGGUUCUUGAUCCAUUAUCGUAUGAUCUGCCGUUCGUUCGCACUGAUCGACACCUGGCAAAUGACCAACUUUGCAUCUUUUUCUUAACUAACUAGGUUACCUAAUUACCUAAGGUAACUAACCGAGAUUCAGCUCUCAACGCUGCACAUCACCAACUGCAUUUGAGCAUCUGAUCCACCAGCAGUAAUACAUAAACGAAUCCUAACGGGACGGCGGAUAUGGCAUCCAGAGGGAAUAUUACGCCACGGACUAUCAUGGCACCUGCAGCCGCCUUCACCAUGGCAUGCGUCUUAUUUGCUUACACACGGUCUUCUAUCAAAGAAGCCAGACGUAAUGCUCAACACGAACGGGAUCAAAGACGCCAGCUAGGUGGGCCAAGCGGCGGCGGCGGCGGCGGCGGCAGCAACAGCAGCAGCAGCAGCAGCAGCAAGUGAGAAUAACAGGAAUGGCGACCCAGCCGCUGACUCAA